Messenger RNA from Amoebophrya sp. A25, 264 nucleotides. Lineage: Eukaryota; Dinophyceae; Syndiniales; Amoebophryaceae. The record is from the annotation of a GenBank genome assembly.
AUGAACGUGGUAACUGCGAUUGGAAACUUUGGCCCGGAGACGGUAGCGCCAGUGGGCAAGGAGUUGGAGAAAGCGGCUAUGAAAGGGCAAACAGGUGGUAGACGGGGGAAAAGGAGGCGUAUGAAGAUGCUCCAAAUGGAAGAUCGAAGGCAAAGUUUAGAAUAUCGCGACCAUCAGCGCAACUACAUUGCGAAUCAGCGGGAAAGAGCAGUUGUUGGUGGAUGGGGCGGGGUUGGGAGGACUGCGCCCACAAGUCAAAGCGAG